CCAAACCAACCAGCCACCACCGCACCGCACCGCACCGCAACAACAACCGCCGCGCCCGCGCAGAGCACCGUCGAACACUCGGCGCCACCCAUGGCUCCCAAGAACGCGGCCCCCGUCGCCGUCGCAGCCGCAGCCGCAGCGGGCGGCGGCAUGGAGCCCAGGUUCCGCGGCGUGCGGAAGCGGCCGUGGGGCAGGUACGCGGCGGAGAUCCGCGACCCGGCAAGGAAGGCGCGCGUCUGGCUCGGCACCUUCGACACCGCCGAGGCCGCCGCGCGCGCCUACGACGCCGCCGCGCUCCACUACCGCGGGCCCAAGGCCAAGACCAACUUCCCCGUCGGCACCGUCGCCGCCUACGCGCACGUCCCGCUCCCGCUCCCGCUCCCGCCGCCCAAGAAGCUGGCCGUCAGCCCCAGCAGCAGCACCGUCGAGUCCUCGUCCCGGGACACUCCGGCUGCUUCCCCCGCGGCCCCGCCGGCGCUCGACCUGAGCCUGGCGAUGCCGGCCAUGGUGGCGGCGCAGCCGUUCCUGUUCCUGGACCCCAGGGUCGCGGUGACCGUGGCCGUGGCAGCGCCGGCGCCGGCGCCCUGCCGAUCAGCGGCGAUCAGCGGCAUGAAGAACAAGGUGGCGUCCCGCGAGGAAGAGCAGAGCGACACCGGGUCGUCGUCAUCCGUGGUGGACACCUCGCCGGCCGUGGGCGUGGGGUUCGACCUGAACCUGCCGCCGCCGGUGGAGAUGGCAUAGGACAUGGAUCUUGAUCGCCCGAUGACGACGCGGCUCGGAAGUAAAGCAAGCAAGCUCUCUCGCGGUAGAACUUAAAAGUUUAGAAUGGCGUGUACUAGUAAGUAAGAGGAGGUUAAUCGGCCGUUUAUUGCCAGGAUCGAUCCAUCCAUCGAUGGGUAAGGGUAACUAGGUGUACAUAGAUCGCGUGUGUGCGUUUUUUGCAUGGGGAGGCAGGUAGCAUGAGACAACAUCUAUCUGCUCCCAAUGUUACUUACAAUUUCCUUAAAAGCAAGGGGAAAAGAUCAAAAAUGAAGAAGCCAGUAGUAGUAGAGCAUUUUGUUCUUCAGUGUACAAUAUUUGUUCUCUCUCUCUGAUUAAUGUGAAAUUUGUGGUUUCCAUCUUA
This is a messenger RNA of Hordeum vulgare subsp. vulgare (domesticated barley), 1123 nucleotides long. RefSeq names its product ethylene-responsive transcription factor 4-like. Lineage: Eukaryota; Viridiplantae; Streptophyta; Magnoliopsida; Poales; Poaceae. The record is from RefSeq and is a predicted model, not a curated record. The transcript has a single exon. Bases 91 to 741 code for a protein of 216 amino acids. Gene Ontology annotation, biological process: regulation of DNA-templated transcription. Gene Ontology annotation, molecular function: DNA-binding transcription factor activity; DNA binding.